Conger conger (European conger) is the source of this 2061-nucleotide messenger RNA. RefSeq names its product C-type lectin domain family 4 member F-like. Bases 138 to 1583 code for a protein of 481 amino acids. NCBI's taxonomy places the organism in Eukaryota, Metazoa, Chordata, Actinopteri, Anguilliformes, Congridae. The record is from RefSeq and is a predicted model, not a curated record. The transcript has 15 exons.
UUCUUAAUCCUAUUUCUUCUUUAACUUCUGCAUUUGCCACUUUCAGUCUUGAAAAAAAACAGUGGAUAAAAAGGAAGACUGUCCUCCCACUCUCUAUUUGCAAUCCCUCUGUAAACUACCCUGAGAUUCAUUGAGAAAUGGAAGAAAAUGACUACAGCCCCACUGCAAUAAUUCUCUCUGAACUGGAUCAGAAGAAUGAGGAAUGUGUCUUCAGAGAAAUCCAGGGAAAGAGUGUUGGUGUUACCAAGAGAAUGACCUGGGCCCCGCUGGUUGUGCUCUGCCUCAUCCUGCUGUGUGGCCUCAUUGCUCUGGGAGUGCUCUAUUCCCUGAAGAUCCAGCAAUCCUCUGCCUCCCUGUGCUCUUUGGAACCACACAUAGCAGAGAAACACACACAAAUGUCAGAUUUUCUAGAGGCUCAGAACAGGAAUCUUUCUGCCUCCAUGUCCUCUCUACAACAGAAACUAGCAGAUAAACACAUCAUUGCAGAAUCCCUGGAGGUUCAGAACAAGAACCUCUCUGCGUCUCUUUUUUCUGUGGAGCAGAAACUAACAGAAAAAAAUAGUUUUGCAAAUUUCCUGGAGGUCCAGAACAGGAACAUCUCUGCCUCUCUCUCCUCUCUGCAACAGAAACUAGCAGAUGAAUACACCAUUGCAGAAUCCUUGGAAGCUCAGAACAGGAACCUUUCUGCGUAUCUUUUUUCUGUGGAGCAGAAAUUAACAGAGAAACACACACAAAUGUCAGAUUUUCUAGAGGCUCAGAACAGGAAUCUUUCUGCCUCCAUGUCCUCUCUACAACAGAAACUAGCAGAUAAACACAUCAUUGCAGAAUCCCUGGAGGUUCAGAACAAGAACCUCUCUGCGUCUCUUUUUUCUGUGGAGCAGAAACUAACAGAAAAAAAUAGUUUUGCAAAUUUCCUGGAGGUCCAGAACAGGAACAUCUCUGCCUCUCUCUCCUCUCUGCAACAGAAACUAGCAGAUGAAUACACCAUUGCAGAAUCCUUGGAAGCUCAGAACAGGAACCUUUCUGCGUAUCUUUUUUCUGUGGAGCAGAAAUUAACAGGAACUGAGAGACAGUUGCAGGAACUGCAGGCCAAUCACAGUGAAGUGAUGAAAACUCUCUUGUCCUGCAAAGCAAACGGAGGGUGUGACAGUGGCUGGAGGAAUCAUCUGGGACAGUGCUACUUAUUUUCCACUGAGAAAUUGAACUGGAUACAAAGUCGUGAUUAUUGCAUCUCAAGGGGGGCUAAACUGGUCAUUAUCAACUUUGAGCAGGAACAGGCAUUUGUGGCAUCCAGCAUUAGUGAGACACACUGGAUUGGGCUGAGUGAUCUGGGAACUGAAGGACAAUGGCGCUGGGUAGACAAUACCCCGCUCAGUCAGACAAAAAUACAGUUUUGGCACAGAAGGGAAAAUGGGAAGCAUGAGCCUGAUAAUUGGACUGGGGGUGGAGAUCGAAAUGGAGAGGACUGUGCAGCCAUUGGAGAUGAUGAAGAUGGAGCACUUUCCCAAUGGUUUGAUGCGUCCUGCAAUAAACAAAGAAGAUUUGUGUGUGAAAAGUUACUUUCACAUUCUUCUGUGCAAUGAAGACAGAUGUUCCAUUGUGUCAGAUAUGAGUGACAAUUUAAUUCCUAAUGUAGUCUUGUCUAAUAUAUUGCGAAGACAGAAGUAACACAAAUAAAGGGAUAUCUUUCACCAUUUUUCUGUACCUGUAUUUGCAUUUGUGAUCAAGAUUUGGGGCCUAAAGAUGAACAUGUGCUGAAAGCUUACUAUUUAUUUGUAAUGAUAUUUACAGCCCAAAUAGUAAUAUAUAUAUGACCUAUGAUAAAAAAAAUUCUGCAUAAAUUAAACGGUAUGACUGGAUAGGGCACAAUGGCCAUCACCAAAUGCAGAUACUUUAUUUGCUUACAGUAAUUACUUCAGAUUUAUUUGCAAUUGACUGCAUGCAGAUAGAUCUGCCAGAAAACUCUGUGAUUGUGAUAUUUUAUAAAGGUAGUGUUCUGCAGGCAUUGCCCAUUGUAUUAUAUGCUAUUUGGACUCUUCAUUAAAACUGUUUGUCCUUUGA